This is a messenger RNA of Magnusiomyces paraingens, 1611 nucleotides long. RefSeq lists its product as uncharacterized. Gene Ontology annotation, molecular function: threonine deaminase activity; pyridoxal phosphate binding. Bases 1 to 1611 code for a protein of 536 amino acids. The record is from RefSeq and is a predicted model, not a curated record. Gene Ontology annotation, biological process: L-threonine catabolic process. NCBI's taxonomy places the organism in Eukaryota, Fungi, Ascomycota, Dipodascomycetes, Dipodascales, Dipodascaceae. The transcript has a single exon.
AUGUCAGACCCUAAGGAAGAACCUCCAAAGGAACAGCCUUUUAGCUACGCCAAUAUCGAUCCCAGUUUCCUUCUUCCAGAUGGAACCCCAGAUUAUCUCAAACUCAUUUUGACCACCCGCGUCUACGAUGUCUGCAAGGAAACACCUCUGACCCCUGCUGUCAACAUGAGCAGCAAGCUCAACGCAAACAUUCUGCUCAAGCGAGAAGAUCUACAACCCGUUUUUUCUUUUAAACUGCGUGGUGCCUAUAACCUUAUUGCACAGCUUCCUAAGGAGGAACGCUGGAAGGGUGUCAUUGCCUGCUCGGCAGGUAAUCAUGCCCAAGGUGUGGCAUACUCGGCCCAACACCUCAACAUCCCAGCCACCAUCGUCAUGCCCAUCGCUACACCUUCCAUCAAGUACCAGAAUGUCGCCCGUCUCGGAUCCAAGGUCGUUCUUUUCGGUGAUGAUUUUGAUGCUGCCCAGACCGAAUGCAAGCGUCUUGCAAAGCAGCACGGCAUUGCAAACAUUCCUCCAUUUGAUGACCCCUAUGUCAUUGCCGGCCAGGGUACCAUCGCCAUGGAGAUUAUCCGUCAAGUCAAUAUUCACGAACUUAAGGCUGUUUUUGCCUGCAUUGGCGGUGGUGGCUUGAUUGCCGGUAUCGGUGCCUACAUCAAGCGCAUUGCACCCCACGUUAAAGUCAUUGGCAUUGAAACCUACGAUGCCGAUGCCAUGUACCAGUCGCUUCAAAAGGGUGAGCGUAUCACUCUUAAAGAAGUUGGCCUUUUCGCAGAUGGUACUGCAGUUAAGGUCCCUGGUCAAGAAACUUUCAGACUUUGCCAGGAAGUCAUUGACGAAAUCGUCCACGUUGGCACUGACGAAAUUUGCGCUGCCAUCAAAGACGUCUUUUUAGAAACUCGCUCCAUUGUCGAGCCCUCCGGUGCCUUGUCUCUUGCUGGUGCCAAAAAAUAUAUUUCCUCUCACCCUGAAAUCGAUCACAGUUCCAACUCUUAUGUCUGCGUUCUUUCCGGUGCCAACAUGAACUUUGACCGUCUCAGAUUUGUUUCUGAACGUGCCAUGUUGGGUGAGGGCAGCGAAGUCUUCUAUGUCGCUUCAAUCCCCGAGCGUCCUGGCUCUUUCGAAAAGCUUAUUUCUAUUCUGAAUCCACGUGCCAUUACUGAGUUUUCAUACAGAUACAAUGAUCCCAAUACAGCCAACAUUUACAUUUCUUUCAGCGUUCAGGACCGUGAUGCAGAGCUGACAAGUAUCCAAGAACAAUUUGCUCAGGAUGGCACCAUCAAGGGCGUCGACAUUAGCGAAGAUGAGCUGGCAAAGACCCACGCUCGAUACCUGGUUGGAGGCAAAGCCAAGGUCGAGAAUGAGCGCAUUUUCCGCUUCGAGUUCCCCGAGAGACCCGGUGCUUUAUUCAAGUUCCUCAAGGGAAUUAAGUCUCAAUGGAACAUUACCCUUUUCCACUAUAGAAAUCAUGGCUCAGAUAUUGGCAAGAUUCUUGCAGGUAUUGCCGUCCCACCUAAGGAUAAUGAUUCCUUCCAGGAGUUUUUGGACAACCUCGCCUACCCGUACAUUGAGGAAACUGAAAACGCUAUCUAUAAUCUGUUUCUUAAGGGUUAG